UUCUAAAGGUCACUUUUUUAAGACACCCUGUAGAACAAGACAAUCAAUCAGAACAAAUAAUCGAAAUUGACCCCGUCGGUGAUCUGUCGUGACGUUAUUGAUGUAGUCACUUUAUUUUCCAGUGAGAAGCAUCCAGGAUUCAUUCAGUCCUUUGGUCUGGCAGAAGACAGUGAUUUUCCCGUGCUUGGUUUUAUACCUGCAGAUAAAUCAGAAGGCGAUGAUGAUAUGGUAGGUAGAACAUGAUAAUGGCGUUCGGAAGACAGUAGCAAUGCAUAGUAAUAGUGGGCGGAAGAAUAUUUUAUUUUCUGGAACGACGAGUAUUUUCUGUGAGGUAUCAACAGUUAAUAACUAUUCUUUACAAUGACACAUUGUGAUAAAUUAGCCUUUCUCAUGCACGAAGGCCAAAAUCCGCCAUUACACAUCCGCACUAUCUGCCCUCGUGAAAGAUUCUAGACAAUUCAAAAAGCGUGAAAAAGAGCUUUUAAAAGUUGUAACUGUACGUUUACCAUUAUACAAACAACUACAAUGCUAAAAAGUUGCAUUUCGUGGUGCAGAGACUCUCAAACGUGCAUAGGAGAGGCAGUACCCCCAAAAUGGUGGGAAAAUCGGCCGUGAGAAUUAAAGGCUAAUUAGAUGCUAUACAUGAAUAUUUUGUUGAACUAAACGACUUCACAAUCAUUUGUAGAUUGAAUCAAAACUAUGCGAAAAUUUAAGGCAGCUUUCACUUCAAUGUAGGGUAGUUGUACUGCAGGUUAAAAUGGUUUGGAUUAAUGUUUGAUCAACCUAUAUAUGUUUAAUGGGUUUUGUUGUAUUUUCUUUCUGCUGACUAUAAACAUUUUCUGGGAACACUGCAGGUUUCAUGGUCAGCUAUUUUCCCCUCCCUGACAUGGUAUAGUGUAUACAGGGUGUAUCAUAAAAAAGUAGACAAUUUUGAAACGGCUCUCAAUUUCACAAAUUGAUAAAUAUAGAUUGUUUGGGUACUUAUGAUGUAGAAUUAACCAAAAUAUUUCGUCAAGAUAAAUUUUCCAGAGCAGGGGGGAGGGGGGGGAGUGUAUUUUUUUAGCAGCUUUAAAAAUAGCUUGCGCGCGAAAUUUACAAGUUUAAAACGCUUUUUCAGUUCAUGGGCAAGAAUUUGCUCAAUUUUAAGUCCUUUAAAUAACUGCUGAAACUUUAAAUAACUGCUGAAACUUUCAUUUUUUGGCAGCAAUGCCUUUCACCGUUUCACGCAUGCUUAAUUCAUGCAUUUACCUAAUUUGCAUAUUGUUAUUCGGUAAAAAAGUACAAUAUUAAAAAUUCCGGCUUGAGUUUAGCCGUUCCAAUGGCAAUGAUACCUUUUUGCAUCAUUAGAAAGGAUAAUGAUAAUUGUCGGUCGAAAUCGCAUUCACCGCUGGGAAUUAAAUUGGAUCCAAACUAUUGAAAAUAAAUCCCAUUUGGAUCUAAAAUUCAUGAAUUUUAUUUAAAGCCCUAACAUAUACACAUUAAUGGGAUAACACUAGAAAUACAUGCAUGCAUCAACCCCUCGCCCUUUCUUAAUAUACCUACCGAAACUAUAAUAAGAGAAUAAUUUGUGGUCAACUAUACUAUUGCCCAUCUCUUUUUACCAAAUACAUUUCCAUAGUUUAUUAUUUGAAUAGUGAAAUUACGUACGAAAUUAUAAUUAUUUAAUAUUUAUAUCAUUAUUAUAGGAAGUUGCGGCCUAUGUUGAUGUAUUUCUGUCACAUGAGAAAUCUUUGAAAACAGACAACCUUGUGGAUUUUGUUUACGACUUGAUUGCUAAUCCUUCUGGAAUUUAUGGUAGCCUAGGUAAGUGACCCACCUUUUGCUGAAAAAAACCCUGAAAUUGCAUGGUUGGAUAGACACAUCAUAUGGAUAAGUUCAUCAAAAAUACCUACACCACAAAUUAUUUUAUAUAGUGAAAAAUGUUUCUUACAGUAUAUGUAAUAGUACUAACAUUUCUGUCCAAACUGUUCUCCAUAGAGGUCAAUUAAGGACCAAGUAAACCUUAUUGAUUCAUGAGAAAAGCGGAAUAGCCAGUAAUAACCAUAGACUUGCCCCAAGUCUGCUUCUCAGGGCCGUUUAUACAUACGCUUGCAAUUUUUACUGCGAUUUGUGGUGCGAUUUUCUUCCCCUGAUGGAUGUGAACGAGUAGACGAGUUCAUUCAUAACUCAUCCACCCGUUUACAUCCAGCAGAACAAGAAAAUCGCACUACAAAUCGAGCAAAAAUUUGCAAGUGUGAACGGGCCUUCAAAUGGAUUUAGCCUACAGAGGGCGCGAUGACCGCAUUUUCCCGCGCGUCCUUUUCUAUUUCCAAAUAGAAAUCUGUUUGCGAGACAGACUUGGAGAAAGUCUAUAUUAAACACUGUGUCACGAAGAAUAUCGAGACGAUUUCCUCAUCCCCUGUUGAUAUAUACAUCAGCCCACAAUUUUUCUUAGUUGAUUAUUAACUCUGCUAAUGUUUUGUUAUGUUUCUUCUCUUUAGUGCAAAGCAGGUCUCUAACUGCUAACUUUCCCCAGGAAUAUUUAACAUUGUUGAAUGAUUUGGAAACGGAUUACUUGCUGGUAGCCUUUUGUAAACCAUGUAGGUUUUCGUCUUUUAAAUGGAUUUAUCUUGCAACAAAUUACCUUUUACGGCUUUACCUUAAGUUUGCGCUUGAGUAGCCUAUAUAGAAUCGGUAAGGCUGUUUACACUAUCAAUAAGUUUCUGUGAUCACAGUAGGAAUUUUGCAUACGUCAGGUAAAUGCUAAGCUUUGAAGGAUUUGCAUUUUUGCAAAAAAAUGUCUGAUGGAAUUGACUUUGUGUUUAACACUGAGUCAGUUUCCUCAAACAGUUCUUACAAAUCCUUCAAAACUUAGAAUUUACCUGUGCAAAAUUCCUACUGUAAUCACAACCUCGUACCCAGGGCUAGCCGCGAGUUGAACUUCAACUCGCGGCUAGCCCUGGGUACGAGGUUGCUGUAAUCACAGAAACUUUGAUAGUGUAAACCAUCCUUUAUAUAUAACGUUGUUGUGGAGUAUGUUGUGAAGACGUUGCCGCGAGACAUGUUAACUUUACUAUUUGACCAACCAAAAACAUCACUAAAGCGUAGUUACAGUAUUGUGGACACAAACUAGAAGGGAACUAAGGUUUUAAACUAAAACAUUUUCCGAAAUGGACUUGGAAAGCUUUGACAUGUCAUAUUUAAAUAGACCUAUCAUCGUACAGCUGUUACAACCCAAUUCACAUUUUCGGUGGAUAACUUACAAACGAGUGUAUACCUACAUAUUUGCGAUAUUGUAAUGUAUAGGUAUAAAAUGCAAGAUUUCCAUUAUACAGUCAUGUAAGCGAAAUGGGUGGCAACGAGCAGAAAUACACUGUACUGUACGUGUUGUCGAUAGAGAAAAUAAUACUCUGUAUGUCAUCUCAUUGGGUGAGAUCGGGUCACCUGACCGUCAUCUUGGUUAAUGUGUCUUAAAAUGACAUUCUUGUCCGGCAAUAUGAUGAACCAGUAAACGUUCACAAAUUGAAAGUGCACCCACUUAAAAUUGUGUAAGGCUAAGAACCACUCCGACUCUCUAUCGUAGCCUGAUUCAUUGAAAGCAAGAUUUUUGUGCACUGUUUUUUUUGUAGCGAUUGAAGUAUGUGCAGAUUUCAGUUACGACUACCAACGACUGAGUAGGACGUAUGAUCGACAUUUUCGACGAAGUAGUACAAGAGAAAGAAACAUAAAAUUUUCAAUUUUUUAUAAUGAACAAGACAUGGAUCCUCAAUUUGUAAGUGUCUUCAUGCUAUGUCAAUUCUAAAUGUUCUUAUUUGAGGUCCAGAACGUUUACGGAAAUAGUCAUCUUGUAUUGGUCCAGUGUUAUUACAGGAGGAAAUCGAAGUACCGGGAAGAAAUCUGCUGUCGAAGCACUCUUCCACAUACGUAUGAGGCGAUAUUUGAACCAGAAAACUCUAACCCACACUCGUGGCAGGGGCGAAAGGAGCAUGCACUAAUCACUGUGGUGCCAAUAAUCAUACCUUUAUUUAACCUAGCUUGGACUGGAAAAAAUAGUGUCCAGGUUAUGGAAUUUGCAAUUGCAUUACUAAAUCCAUGGUAUAUCCAUACUAUUCCCAUAAUAUAUCCAUAGUAUGGAAAUUGCAAUUAGUAUGAAAAUUGGAUAUAAUUAUUUAAUAUAUAAUAUAAUUAUUAAUAUAAUUAUUUCCAAAGAAGAUUCGUAUUAGUAAGGAUUUUGGAAAGAAUUCUAUUAUGUUGAAUUCUUAAAUGUAAUUGAUAUAUAUAUACAUGUGCAUUUCCAUGAAUUUUGUUUAUAUAACUAAAAUAAGCAACCUCGUACACAGGGUUUUUGCAUUGAAAGUUACAAACGAAUUUCUUUUGGCAAUACUAUAAGAGCUAUUAUUAAUAUAUUUUUCAUUCUAGGGAGUUAAGACGUACCCGACCGUACGUUUACACAAGAAAGGAGAACCUAUUACUAAGUUUACAUUAUUCCACGGAUCUCCCGAUUAUUACGAUAUGAUUGACUUCGUGGAGAAACAAAUCGGGUAAGAUAAACCAAAGUAAUGAGCUUAUAUAUAUAUCUACAGUGAUCUCGGGGAAUCCGUUUAUCUAAUUACUAGGAAUCAGUGACGUAGCGAAGAUGUUGUGGAGAACAUUUUGAACAUUUAGCCUUUGGAAAGCCGUAAAUGCAACUAAAAUUUGGCAUUUUUAGCUUGUAUUCACUUUUAACUUCAUGUUGGCCUGUCAAUUGUACCUGAAAUUACUCGUGAACAAAUAUUGGGGGAAAUUUUCCCUCGACACACUGUCGGUCAACUAGGGACGUAUUAUUGCUAGAUAAAAAUUAGUACGUGGUCUCAUCAGCAGGCAGCAAUUUUAUUCCGAGCAACCAAUUUUAAGAAAAUUUAUUGAUACAUAACGGAAAUUGAAACGUGCAUGUCGCUAUUUUUCUCUCUUAGAGAACGUGAUGUGUACAUUCUGCCUGCCAGUGGUUUAGAUUAUAUAGAGUUGGAAAACUUUCAUACCGGAAGUGAGCAAAGUGUUGAUCAAAUUGAUGAUGUACAUAAUGCCGAGGAAGCUGAAGAUUAUUCGGACGAAGAUAGACCACGUAAGAAUAACGAAUCAAUCGGGGACUUUUUAAGUGUCGGGGACGCCACGGAAAAACUGUAGCUAUCGUCUUCAAGACAGUAUCAAUUUGAAAAUCAAAUAAAGUCAUAAGAUGAAGUAGCUAGUUAUUUACCUGCAGGUGUUUAGACUUCGAGCGGUCCCUCCUUUCUGCGGGUUUAGAUUUGCGGGCAUAAGCUUUCGUUGUACUACAACAUCAUCAACGUUUACAACCGGUAGUUCAUAGUUAAAAUUUAAGACUGUCACGUCCUCGUACUAGAGUAAGCACUGAAUAAGAUUCUAUAGAGUUCAGUACGGGCCAUCUCUUUUCAUUCAAUUGAGAGGUUCAGGUCUGACUUCCACUAACUGCCACUGGCUUAGUACGCAUAUGAUUGGUUAAUGGUCGCUUAAUGAUAGCGAUAGUGGUGAAGCUCUCCUCGAAGCUCUCUACGUUACAACGGAGGAAAACAAGAAUGCGCUAAGAAAACAUGCGGUGUUUGUUAGAGUAAAACUGAAAACACUCUCCCAAUAUGCGCUGACGCGAAACAAUAUUACUGGGAUUAGAAGCGAACUCCGCCCGCAAAAGUGUGUCACCUGCACGGCUACGCCUCAUAGCUCAAGAAACCCUAUCUGCAUGGAAGAAGUUGCGUUAGUGUAGGUCCUCGGUCCAAGUAGGACUCAAAUCUACCACCUUGCGAUGUCGGUACCAAAGUCUGACUAGCCCGUAACUCUUUAUUAUUUUUUUUCGACAGCUGAAGAGACCGAAGAUGACGAGGUGGCUGCGGCUGGAUAUGAAAUAUUUUACACCAGAGCUGUGAAUGAUUCGCACAUACCGAAACUCAAUGAUACAAGUUUUAACACAACUCUGAAACAAUAUGACAUCUCUGUUGUCUUCUUCUUUCUUCCAUGUAAGUUGUUAUAUUUCUAAGAGGUGAUAACAACCCUACUAUGGUUAUUUAAAUUUUGAUUCUUAAAUAACCCUAGGCUAUGACUAUAUAAUCCAAGUAUAUCGAAUAUUUUAUUCCUUAGGGGAUGCAAGAAGUCAAGCGUUUUCGCCAUCAUAUGCUGCCGCUGCAAAAAAAUUAGGUACUAUAAGUAGUUUUCAGUUUUCUGUGGAAGAUAUAGUUGGUAAUGUAGAGACGUAAUUGAGUAUUAUAGUUUUCGACAUGUUAUGGGCCCAUUGAAGACACAAUUAAGGAUCUUGUAUGGACACAGUUAGGCAUGGAUGAGCAUUUUAGUGCUAUAGAUCCAGCCGAAGGCGCAGAACACAAAUACAUUGUCCACAGCACCGCCAUUGCAUCGUUACAUUAAAACAAUCCUGCCAUCCAACUCGUCUCAGCAAAGCGGGAUCAUAUAUAAACCUCCCUGAAUAGAUUAGAGCAUGGUUCCUCUAAUGAACCCUUCCCUUUUUAGAGAAAAAGAUUAUUAUUGUGUACUGAUUAGAUUUAUUAAUUAACCUCGAAUUAAGUUUACUUUAUUUUACUAUUUAGACCCCUCUCUGUUACCCCCUCCCCGUGCUUGAAUUAAUAGAGCCAAAGGCAGUAAUUUUCCGACAAACCCCAAUGAGGAAAAAAUUUUCCGGACAACAACAUUUUAAAUCCCCCCCCCCUCCCUUCCGGACAAUAACAUUACAAUUGCUUUCAUAGCACUUUCCCCGAUUUCCGUAGCACUUUGUCCGAUGCUUCACCACGAAGAUUCCGACAACACUGACAAUUUUCCGACGGGUCUCAACAAUAGGGGGGGGGGGACCAUAACCCCCCCUGCCCCCCCCCCUCCCGGCCACGGCGCCACUGUUCCGGGGAUAAGUCUGUUGCGUUCUGUUUUAGUUUGAUGUAGUACAGAUUAAUGAUCGUGAAAAAUCCCGGGUAGUUGGGUUUUUUUUACUUGAGACUCCCCAAUCCGUUUUUCUCCUUUGCUCUCGAUUACAUAUUAAGUUGUAUUAUCUUAGUUGAGCCUGAUGGUAGUGAGACAACGAUUGGUGUACUGCAGGUCAACUGUUUUGAUUGGGAAGAUGUUUGUGCCAAGGAAAAUAUUAAAUUGUAUCCAACUGUCAGAUUUUACAGGUACAUAUUAUAUUACGUCUUGUAAACCUUUAUAUAUCAGGCGAUGUACACUGUACAUUACAUGCGAAGGACUAUUUUGAAGUGGAGUACGUGGUGACCAAUUUGUGCAGUGAUGAAUGGUACAAUAACUUAUUUUUGCAGUAAUAAAAUCUUGUUUGGUUAUUCGUGAACGGAUCACUCAUUAGAAAUUAUGUUUAAACGCGCCAAAUAUGCAAAUAAGAUGAUUAUCAUAUAGAAGGACCUUUUGUACCUCUCGUCAUUCGUUGUGUCACAUUCAAUACAUUAUAUUUAUGUAUUUGGCUUAUUUAACUAAAAUAUUUUCAAAAUUGAGAAGCUAUACAGAGUACAGAGCUACUCAGUAUUCCUUCGCUAUUUUUAAAACAUACCGCUGAACUCACAUGGUAAUGCAGAAAGCACUCUGGGAUGGUGGGAAUAAAGAUUCAUGCUUGUCAAGAGGGUUGUAGAAAGGCAUUACAGAGGGACUUCUUACAGAGUUACAGUCGAACAGAAAUUCACAAUUUGUUUUUUACCUAGGAAAAAGCAAGCUCCAAUGGAUUAUCGUGGGGUCUGGGAUGAAUCGAGCUUGAUGAAAACCGUUAAACUGUAAGUCUACGGUCAAUUUGUAAACGUAUAAUAUACCGUAGAUCCACUAUUAAGAACGACAUUAACACCUGUAUUCUAAAAGCUCACUCACACUCAAUGAGUGGAAGUUCAAUCUGAGCUUCUCUUGAGUGUCAAUGCUGUUUUUGAAUAGCUGGAGGGUGAGUAGUCACAUAGUAAGGUACGACACUAACCCUGCAGCUAUUCAAAAACAGCAAUGACACUCGAGAGAAGAUCAGAUUGAACUUCCACUCAUUGAGUGCGAGUGUGCUUUUAGAAUACGAGCGUAAGACCCAUGGUGAGUUAUGAAUUUCAGGUACUGUAUGUUUGAGCUGAGGACUUAUAGAGAAAGGGGCGUUUAUUAAUUAUGCCGAAAUACAGUAUGUAGUAAACGCAGUAAAUAUGGCAGUUUGUUAUUAGAUCGAGACAUUAGCCUGCGUGCAGUCCCAUCUAUAUUUCUCGUAAUUUAGCCUCCAAGCUUCAUUUCCACUCAAGUUAACCUCGGAUGGAGAAGUAGUUGGAUUCCAAGAAGGAAAAUAUCCGAUGACGUCAAUACUAUAUACAGAUGUUUCAGUUCUUGGAUUAUUUUCCAUCGAGAGCAGUGAUUGUAAGUAUAUAAUUGAAAGUAUUUCAAGGAAUUCACCUUGAUACAAACCACGGUUGAAGUAGAGAACACUAUUCCAUCACGAGUGGUGCCUUGGCCGUUAUCACGUUACCACGUUACCAACAUGGUAGUACCACAGAAUACAGAUCUUACAGAAGGCCGACGUCUUGGUUUUGCCUAUGAUUUUGGCGUAACCGUUGAAAAUAUUCAAAAUGGUGGACGUUCAGUGGGUUGAAUGCCUCUCGUAAGCGCACUGGCAAGAAACAUGGCGACAUCAUUUUGAUGAAGAAUCAUUGCGAAUCAAUGCGUGGUGGAGGUUACGCUUUUUGGUCGAAUCGCCCUGCUGUAAGGUCUCUAUUCUGUGGUACUACAUUACGUUUGCCUAUUUAUAGCGCCUGGAUACUAAAAUACAAAAAAUAUUACUGUUACUAUUCAUGGGAACAAAUCUUCGUAGAGGUUAAUUCUGAGGUCAUGAAACGAUUGCUCUUUUUAUUUUUCAAGACGUAUCCACUUUCAAUGCAGCUGCUCGUGCAAUGGAAGGACAGUUUCUAUUUGGAUAUGCUACUGGAAAAGUUGCUUCAGACGCGUAUGUACAAAAUCAUAAUGAUUACACGACGCUUUGUUGAGCAUUAAGUCUAUAAGUAUAUAAAACUUCGCGACUUGUACAAAUGUUAUUUGCGAUCGGAAUGUUACAUUGAUUGUGUCAAGAAGGUUCAGCUUACAUGCUUGAGUUAUUCCUAAACAAGACAGAAUACUAAUGAGCUGUAGGAAAUAAAAUAUCCCUUGCAAUGAUAGAAAGUGCCACAAAAAGACGACCAACAGGUAUUUUUCAAGAAAAACCUCUCAUACAGGGAUGUUACGAAACAUCAGGUGUUUGACGGAGGCGGGUCAAAAGAUUUUUUACCUGAAUUAGAUUUUUAACGUUAAAAGUUGCAAUUAUGAUAGACUCUUAAUUUGCACAGGUGGCCGAGUAAUGGUUUGGUUGGGUGGGGAACAGGCCAAACAAAUUCCAUGUUGGGCAAGGGGAUGUUCUGUGGCAUGUUUCCCCAGAAACUUUUUAAAUCUAGAAUCUCUUAAGAUCUGGCGAAGAUUUAUCUCACCCACAAAAACUGUUUUAAACCUCGUAAUGAAUAUUCAACAUUUAUCUAAUAACCUUAAAUUUGCACUCUAUAAUUUCUUUCGCGGGGCUUCGCUUGCCUCAAUUUUACCCUUCGUUCUGAAGUGAUUUGUGAGGAAAACAGCUAGGAGAGUGUGCAGGUCCUCCCCCAGAAAUGCUCAUUGACUGCAUAUUUCCCGCACAUAACUACAAGUUAUAUUUUAUUCAAUGUUUUCGUCAGUUAACUUGGUAACUCCACAUUUGUGUUUGAAAACUGCACAAAUGGGUUUAGCAUUGUACAUUUUGUGUGGAACUGCACGUUAAAAACCGUGCGACCAAGUAUAUUUAUUCGGUUGGAGAAAAAAUCUUUAUUCGUUAAAUUAAGCAAUGCUAUUGGUUAAACCUAAAACCUUGGGGUCCAGCGUUGGCAGCGGCGUUGAUAUAAGGGACGCAUAUUUUUUGGUACACCUAUACUAAUAUAUUCACAAUGAGUUGUAUUGAUUUUCUAACGAAUUUCAAGUUCAGAUCUUGCAUUCUAUAUGUAUUAACCAUUGAGGCAAGAGUGCAAGUCUAUUUCCAAAUUAUCACAAUAUGAAGAAGAUAUAUUUAUUACUUAUUUCUUGUGUAGUGCUGCCAGACUGAAUGUCCGUGUGCCAAGUGUUGUUUUGAUAAAAAGAGAUGAUCCAUUGCAAAGUAAAGUUGUCUUUGAGGGAGAGUAUGCCGAGGAAGCCAUUAUUCAGUUUGUAAAACACUCAAGUCUUCUGCAAUAUGUACGUUUACGAAAAUUAUACUGUUGUGAUAUCUUUCUUCGUUUCGAAAAAUUUCUUGUGCAAUGAAUGCCAAUAAUUGUCAUGAAACUAGUGCAACAAUUGACUGUCAGACAUUGAAUAUUUGACCCACAUGCAUCCCACAAUGCAUUGCGUAUACCUAAUGCUUGGAUUGAAAAUUGCGUGACGUACAUAAGUACUUAAUUCUAAGGGUUAUUACAAAGUAACCAUCAUGGGAUUUUUGCGCCUUCUAUGUUUAGGGUUUACGUAUAACCACAGGAGUUUUGACUCGUAAAGCACAUUGAUUCAGUAAUGAUAUAGAAUAUUUCCAACUGCAUGUAGGUUUUUCCGAUUGUUUGGGAUAAAAUGUUCUAUAUACAGUUGAUCUUGACUAAAGUGAUACGACUAUGUUACGACUAUGUUCGACGAAUGAUCAGGAAAACAUCAGGACCACUGGUGGUAUAAAAGUUCUAUUCUAGCCAGCUCUUCGAGAUAGUUCAUGCUCUCUCUAGUAAAUCUGUCCAAUUUUAUCGUAUAUGAUUUUAUCAUAAAUACAUUUCUUGAUAUCGAAAUGAUAGAUAGAUUGAUGGACAGACGAACUAUCUUUUCUUUCAUUCUUUGCUCAUGUUUGUCCUGACAAUUAAUAUGGGCUUAGUAUAAAUCAGGUCAUUAAUCUACGAUCGCCCACUAAUAAAAUUCAUGAAGUUGUUCAUGUGUGUAUUUUUUCUUCAGGGAGAGCUGACACCAUUGAACUUUCCGACAUAUUUCAGUAAAGGACAACCAUUUUUGAUUGCUUUCAUAAACAAAGACAAUGACGAAAUUAACUCCCUCAUUACUGAUAUCGUAAAGUCUGCUGAAACAGAUGGAAUGAAUUUCUGUUGGGUUGACAUGUGAGUAUGCCUGAAGAUUGUCGUGACAACUAUUAUAGGAGUAUAGCACUGAAUAAUAAGCAAUUAUUUGAUGAGGCUGAGCAUGAUAUCAAGAAUUAUUCAGACCGAGGUCAAUGUUAUCUGCCGAAGCGAAGCUGAGGCGGAUAACAUGGACCGAGGUCUGAAUAAUUCUUGAUAUCAUGCGAAAGCCGAAUCCAAUAACUUUUUUAUUAUACAUUUAAAGACAUGAGAAACGUAUAAAACGAUUCCGGUUCAUGAGGUAGGAAAAGUACAAUUUCAAUAUCAAACACCUUGCACCAAGUCAAAGGUCAGCUAAAUAUUCUAUUUCUACUUCUAUUUACCCCUUUGUGGCUUUUUUCGUGCUUUCACUAUCCUUAUCUGCCAAUAAUUUGGAGAGUUCACUUUCAUUCAGCGAAGCAAAUCUGCUGUAGGCCAUUGUUUUUUUUUUCGCGCGCGCUUAUAGGUUCAAGCUUUUGGCCGCGCAAGGGUUUGGGCACGAGAGAGUCCAAUAAUUUUUUUUUGGAUGCAAGUUCGAUCCAAAAAAACAAUUAUGGGACGCUGAUGACGUCAUCGGCGGAAAAUACGUAAUAAAUGCCGAAUACUGAAAAUUAGCCGGUGCUUUCUGACCAAUUAAAGCCAGAAUAUAUUUAUAAUGAGAAGAUAUUCUUAAAGCUGUCAAAUUGUUUACAAAUCGAAUUUUCCUGUUUAAAUUAGUUUUAAUGUCAAGCAAAUGCAUUUUCCUAUGUAACUUGGAAGAUAUAUAGAUAGAUACAAAUAUACAGAUAUUUCACAGCACACUCCCUAUCAGGGUUUUUCAAUGACUGGUUACAUUGUGAAUAGAUAGACAGAACCGGAACUGAGGUGAAGCAGACCGAGGUAGACUGUGAGCUUACAAAUGGAGCUUUAAGCAGCCGCUAUUAGUCCAUAUCUCAUUAAUGAUCUGCCCCCUGACCUAUAUGUUUAACCCACCCUGUCAAUAUAUGGCUUCCCACAUCUCUUCUAAUGAGUUUUAGAACGUUUCAAGCACUAUCAAGAUAAUGAGACUUGACUCUUGAGGCAGCCAUUCGUUAUUCACUAGCAAAAUUAAAAAGAAUGACUAUAGUAUAUUAUAUCUAGAAGAAAUUAUUUGAGAAAAAAUGUAACACUACUAAAACAUUGCUAUGGCACUGUUCAGCCGAAUGAAAGACUAUUGAAAAUGUUUGUCUUUCUUAGUUCUGUGAAGGUAAAUCGUGAUAUUCUGGAAGCGUACACUCGAGAAGACAACGACAAAUCUGAAAUAACUUCUGCCAUUGUUCUUGUCAACCAUCAAAAGGUCUGUAUUUUGUGCCCUGUCAGUUCACAUGGUCUGGAGCCAUUUGUUCGAAAUGUUCGCAGCCAACUGCCUGAAAUCUUUAUUCAGAAAUCGUGUCUCGUCUGAAGACUUAAAACAUACAAACGUGAAGAAAUGCACAAACCACAAAAGCGGGUUAAAUUUUAACCAAUGAAGUUAAAACGCUAAUCGCACUUUGAACAGCCGGCCCGUGGACGAUAAAAGUGGGUUGUUUACAGCAUAUGUUUGUGAUGUCCCGAGGCGAAUGCAAGUAGGAGAUCAGAUGCAUUGCAAAUUGUCGUUAAACUUGAAAAUAAGAUAGUGGUCUGUUUUGAAGAUGAAAUGCUAGGGCGUAAAAAAAAAAAUACCUGUGGUUCCGGUUCCCGACCGACCCUAUUUUUUUCUGCCGACCCUAUUAUUUUUUCAACGCAAUUGACCGUGCGACCCUAUUUUCUUCGGGUGGUUGCGGGCUGCUCAUGCAGCGUGCCAAAAUGGCGUCUGUUGUCACACUAAUUAUUGAACCAAAUUGCCUAAAUUCGUCCAUGGGAAAUACGCAUCUCUAGUUAAUAUUGAUGUCGGGACUCUACUGCAAAUCGCCCAGCAAAAAAACGGCAAAACCAUGAAAAAAAAUAUUUAAAAAAAUAUAUAUUUCCGACCUACCGACCCUAAUUUUUUCACGAUAUGAAACCGGAACCACAGGUAUUUUUUUUUACGCCUAGAGUGCGCUAUUAGAAUGGUCAGAUUGGUAAUGCAGUGAUAGAUAGAUAGAUAUAGAUGGUUUGUUGAGGUAAAAUUUUGCAGCCUUGAAGUAGCUGAAUUAUGAGUACCUUUACAAAGCAUUACUUUACGGAAAGAACUGAAUUCAGUAUUUCAUGUUUUAGGGCGCAACGUACACCUACAAGGGUGAGCUACAGAAGGAAAGCUUAGUAUCUUGGAUAAAGGCUUGUUUAUCUGGAUCACAAGAGUUCACAGGUAAAGAUAUAAGUGCCUAAAUCAUAAACGGAAGGGAAUCGGCCGUUGUAAUAAUGUACACUUUUCACCCACUCAUGGUUAUAAUGAUCGCAACAUAGAAUAUAUAAUACUUUUGUUGGCGACAGCGUCUCCGCGAUCAGAACGUCCAUUCUAAACCAAAAAUAUACUUAUCGACGUUUCGAGCAAAAUCCCUUUCUCUUGACGCCUUGGCUCGUACAUUUGAGUAUAUUUUGUCUGAUUAGAAUUGACUGGCUGUUUUAAGGAUGUUGUAGUUUCUUGUUCAUUUUAUAUUACAUUCAAAAAUCACUUGCAAAAAUGAUUAUUUGAAUUUGUUGGAAAACACUGUUUGCUUCCUGGGACGCCAAAUUUUUUCCACGAAUUUAAAAGGGUGGCGGGUAAACAUUCGAGGAAUGAAUGAAAUUUACAAAUUGUUCCUCAACGAGAUAGCUUUUUGCUGAUGUUACUCUGAGUGUGUCCACAUUGGGCAAGCUGAAAAAUUGCUUCACCGCGGUGGGAAUCGAACCCGCAACCUUUGGCCGUACGACGCUCUACCAACUGAUGAGCUACGAGGUCAAGUCAGUUCCAGUAAGUGAUAUUUCAGAAGCCAAAACUCAUUCUAGUUUCUUUGAUAUCUGUAUAUUUCUUGUGAUGUAACGUCUGGUGGUUGUAGUGUGUUAACGAAUCACAGUCAACCGUGAUGCUUCGCGCGCUAUGUGAAUGUUUACUUAAUACAGGGAGCUAAAAAUAGUGUUGUCUUCGAAAAUAGUCGUACACUAAGAAUGAUAUGCAUUAGCUUUAUUAUAAACAAAAAACAUUAAUACUUUUACCCGCUGGUGUUUUGAUGAAAUCUUGAUUCCUGCCCCAUCGCCUGCUACGUUCACGCAGUUCGUCCAUGCUUUGAUGGAGCAGGAUUUCGGCAAACUCGCUAUGCGAGAGCCCCGUAUUCCCAGGCUUUCUUUCCUUUCUGUCCAAAGGACGUACGUUAACUUGUCAACGAUAUUCUUUUUGAUUUACCCUCACUUGUUGGUCUUCCACGAACGGGAAAUACAGAAGCCAUGAUUAGUCAUCUACUUUAUAAACUGAGAAAACUUUCUAAAAUCAUUGGUUAAAAUAAACACACACGCCAAAUUCUUCCAACUAUGAAAAUAUGACAUCGUCUAAGAAUAAUGCAGAUUGAUAAGCAUACGCUUCGGAUAUCAAUCUUUCGUCACUAAAUUGGCUAAUAAAAUGGAAUACAAAACAAUCAAAACAUUUUAGCGCGCAAAACAUCACGGUUGACUGUGAUUCUUUAAACAAAGAGUCUUUAAUUUUUGCUGAUUAGUGAAUCCACCGUGGUGAAGCAAUUUUUUAGUUUAUCUGGUGUGGGGAGAUGCACUUAGAGUAACAUCAGUAAAAAAUUAAACACCUGAGUUCAACACCACAACCACCAAUUAUUUCUGAGGAUGUGCGAUGGCUUAAAGUGACAUUUUCACCUAGGUAAACUUGAAACAAGUGAAUGGAAGCCUCGACUUGAAGGUUACGACUUCUUGGCGAAGAUAAAAGAAGAGGCUGAAAAUGAUGAAGGAGAUGAUGAUAAAUCUUCAGAUCCAUGGGAAGACUCUGAAUCAACUGAAAAUGACGACGAUGGUGACGAAGGAAAAUCACACGAAUAUCAGUCCGAGACCAAUCCGCAUAAUGCAAGAUUCCACGACGCAUUUCAUGCCAAGAAACAGUCAAGACUCGAUCAACGUCGUCGGAUCAUGCAGAAACCCGUCCAUGAAGCGCAUACUGAAUUAUGAAGAGACACAACUCAAUAACCCUAUUUAUGUAGUUACAUUUUUUGCACAACAUUUAUUAGCCUGAUAGAAAGCUUAACACGUAACAUUUUGUCAAUAGACAACGCAAAGCUUAUAAAUCCAGCCGUUAAAGAUGGCGACUAACGCUUGUUUAUACUCAAUUCACAACUUUGGUUACCUUACAUCUUAACUUGCUAUUGUUUUAGUAUACCAAAGCAUAUCGCUUGCGUAACGCUGCACAAAAAACAAAAUUCCCCGCUACAAACAAGCUUUAAUAGUAUGCAAGUAAUUUAUUUAUAUAGUUAGACACAACUGAAUUAGCUGUAAAUUUCCUGUGUUAUAGUUAGUAUACAAGUAAAUUUCAUAACGUUCCUUCUUUUGCUAUCAUUCUGUCUGUUACCAUUACACAAACUGAAAUUGCAUGGUUGGGCAUCGAUAUGUUACUAG
Paramuricea clavata is the source of this 15599-nucleotide messenger RNA. The record is from the annotation of a GenBank genome assembly. NCBI's taxonomy places the organism in Eukaryota, Metazoa, Cnidaria, Anthozoa, Malacalcyonacea, Plexauridae.